Messenger RNA from Bolinopsis microptera, 1817 nucleotides. Its product is annotated as isobutyryl-CoA dehydrogenase, mitochondrial-like. The coding region runs from base 5 to 1228 and encodes 407 amino acids. NCBI's taxonomy places the organism in Eukaryota, Metazoa, Ctenophora, Tentaculata, Lobata, Bolinopsidae. The transcript has 12 exons. Gene Ontology annotation, cellular component: mitochondrion. The record is from RefSeq and is a predicted model, not a curated record. Gene Ontology annotation, molecular function: flavin adenine dinucleotide binding; acyl-CoA dehydrogenase activity.
AAGAAUGUUCUGUGUGCGGAGGUGCAUCAGACCCACUCUUCAGCAGCUCGCUAAAGCACGUGGGAUCAGCUCGUCCUGUAUAGACCCGAACAUUGGCUUGACAACCGACCAGAUCGAAUACAGAGAUGCCGCCCUGAACUUUGCCAAGACAGAACUAGCUCCUUACAUGCAGAUUUGGGACCUUUCGGAAGAGUUCCCGAUAGAAACUAUCAAGAAGAGCGCUGAGUUAGGAUUUGGUGGACUGUUUGUUUCUCCCGACUAUGGAGGAUUAUCGUUACCAAGACACGACGGGAGUGUAAUAUUUGAGGCCCUUAGUCAGGGGUGUGUGACCACUGCUUCUUACAUCACUAUUCACAAUAUGGUGAACGCUAUGAUAGACACAUUCGGAACGGAGGAUCAGAGAGCGAAAUACUGUUCUGAGUUGAGUACAAUGGAGAAGUUAGCGUCUUACUGUCUCACUGAACCGGGUUCCGGGAGUGAUGCUGCUGCUCUGGUUACUCGAGCUACUACUGACGGAUCCAAAUACAUAGUGAACGGAUCAAAAGCGUUUAUAUCGGGUGCUGGAGUUACAGAUUUGCUUGUUGUCAUGCUGAGGACGGGAGGGAAAGGCCCUAAAGGGGUGUCAGCUCUUAUAAUUGACACGGCCACUCCUGGGAUAUCAUACGGACAGAAAGAAAAGAAGAUAGGGUGGAACAAUCAGCCAACUUGUGUUGUAAACUUUGACGAUGUAGAGGUACCGUGUGAAAACUUACUGGGAGCGGAGGGACAGGGCUUCAACCUUGCUAUGCAUGGUUUAAACGGGGGCCGCAUCAACAUUGCUUCCUGCAGUCUAGGUGCAGCACAGCAGUGUUUAGAAGAUGUUUUACACUACACUAACGACCGCAAAGCUUUCAACCAGCCUCUCAACGCUAACCAACACGUUCAGUUUAAACUGGCGGAGAUGGCCACCGAGCUCACCACCGCGCGGCUCAUUGUUAGACAGGCAGCUAAAUCUCUGGACUCGAAGGAACCCAACGCAGUAGCCUUGUGCGCUAUGUGUAAGCUGUACGCUACAGAGCGACUUUUCAAGGUGUGUGAUGACGCUUUACAGCUGCACGGUGGUUACGGUUACCUGAAGUCCUAUCCGGUUCAGCAGUUCUGGAGGGACUCUCGCGUACACAGAAUAUUGGAAGGAACAAGCGAGGUUAUGCACAUGCUGGUAGCUAGAGACCUCCUCAAACAUCUCUAAUGAUCAGAUCCUCAUUUACCUGUGACCCAUGUGACCAUUGUGUGACCUGUCCUCUGCUCGUCAAUUAAUAGGAAAAAUAAGAAUAGCUCUGAACUCUUCUUUUGCUCCCGAAAAUCACAAAUUUUUCAAUAAAAAACUUAGGUGAUUUUCUAUUUUCGUUAACUCUAGUUGUAAGUUUGAUCAUGCUUUCGAUUCAUCAGAUAGGUUAGUAGAGAAAAUUAUAAAAUGUAAAUAUUGAUAUGCUUUGUUAAUACGUUUCGGUUUAUGUUGAUUAUUGCUAUAAUAACAUUGUUGUUUAAUACGCACAUUUAUAUAGAUGCGUGUUAAGUUGGUCAUCUGUUUAAUCAAAAUGAAUGCGAAACUGGUUCCUCCUAUCCAACACCUGCUGAGAAAAUUUUUACAAUAUGAUUUUCUUUGUUUGGUCAAUAAAAUUACAUUGACAAUCAUCUAUGCUCAAUAUACUGAAAAUAUGAAGGGUUUUUACGCUUAUCUAAAUUAUUAAGCUUUCUGUCAGUUUUUACGUAACUUUAUCUUAUAUUUAUUUAGAUUUUGUUUCUACAAUUAAUAAUAAAAAUGUUUUAUUUUGAUU